Molecule: messenger RNA, 1062 nt
Organism: Suillus subalutaceus
Lineage: Eukaryota; Fungi; Basidiomycota; Agaricomycetes; Boletales; Suillaceae
Product: peptidase M24, structural domain-containing protein
Exons: 7
Coding region: 1-1062 (353 amino acids)
Biological process (GO): proteolysis
Molecular function (GO): metalloaminopeptidase activity
Source: RefSeq, a predicted model, not a curated record
AUGAACAAGUUGCUUCCCCCUCUUCGUUCUCUUCGUCUACGCAAUUUCUCGGCAGUCAUUUGUCGCAGCUAUUUGAAAAGAUAUGCAACAACAUCACCCGCAUUCGACUCUGAUGAAUCGCGGGAAGUCGAGGAUUUUGGGACGUACGAUGUCAUCUUACCUGAGGAGCCGUUCGUAUGGGGCGUCUCCCAUAUCACCCGGCGUCCAGUUCCAAGUCAUAUUAUUCGACCGAAAUACGCCGUACAGAAUGAUCCCUCGAUAGACCAUGAACAGCAGUACGAAGGAGACGGAAGAAUAAAUCUGGGUAGCAUAGACGAGAAGCGCGUGCGAGCGGCUGCGACACUUGCUAAGAAUGUGCGCCAGUAUGCUGGCUCGCUUGUGCAGGUGAGAUUUAUCAAUCCGGGUGUGACCACCAAUUCGAUAGAUGCUGCAAUACACAAUUUUAUAAUCGCACAUGAAGCAUAUCCUUCACCACUACUAUACAAGGGCUUUCCCCGUUCAUGUUGCACUAGUGUUAAUAAUGUUGUUUCGCAUGGCAUACCAGAUGAUCGACCUCUCGAGGACGGGGAUAUAAUUAACAUUGAUGUAACAAUCUACCUCGAUGGCUAUCACGGUGAUACUUCUUCUACUUUCCUUGUCGGAGAUGUUGACGAACCUGGCCGAGACCUCGUGCACAUCACAAAUACUGCACUCGAGGCUGGGAUUAAUGCGUGUGGACCUGGUAGACCGUUCAAUGGCAUUGGCAGGGCUAUACAUGAAAUCGUUCGAAAUACCUGUCAUUCUGUCUGUCCUGCCUUCGCCGGGCACGGCAUAGGGACCGUUUUCCACCGACCCCCUUGGAUAUACCACACUCGCAAGUCCACAUUUCUAAAUGAAGAACCUGGCGUAAUGCUUCCUGGACACUGCUUUACCAUAGAGCCUUCUCUCGUUCAAGGUUCUAAUCCCAGCGUCUGGAUUUUCCCAGAUGGCUGGACUGCAUCGACGGAGAAUUGUGCACGAAGCGCUCAAGCAGAGCAUAUGAUUCUCAUCACCGAGACUGGCAUAGAUGUUUUAACGCGGUGA